Messenger RNA from Papaver somniferum (opium poppy), 2151 nucleotides. RefSeq lists its product as uncharacterized. The transcript has a single exon. The record is from RefSeq and is a predicted model, not a curated record. Gene Ontology annotation, molecular function: RNA-DNA hybrid ribonuclease activity; nucleic acid binding. NCBI's taxonomy places the organism in Eukaryota, Viridiplantae, Streptophyta, Magnoliopsida, Ranunculales, Papaveraceae. The coding region runs from base 1 to 2151 and encodes 716 amino acids.
AUGCUGAAUGGUGGUCCUAUUGGGUAUUUUGGUGUUGGAAGGGGAGUGAAGCAGGGAGAUCCUCUAUCUCCAAUCCUUUAUGUUUUGGUUGCUGAUUCUCUAAGUAGAAAAUUAUCUCAAUUGAUUCAGGAGAGGAAAAUUCAUCCUAUGGUCAUUAGAAAAGGUAUAUUUCCAUCUCAUUUAUUCUUUGCUGAUGAUAUCUUUAUCUUCUGCAAUGGGUGUAAACAAACUCUGGUAAACCUUAAACAUCUGCGAUAUGAAUACCAAAGUGCUUCUGGUCAAAUUGUUAGUGCUGCCAAGAGUAAAAAAUUUAUUGAUGGGACUUCUGAUAUAAGACAAACUCAGAUUACAGAGUACAUGGAUAUGAAACUUUUUGUUUUCCUUGACAAGUAUUUGGGUGUACUUCUAUUUCAAGGUAAAGUUAAAACUGAACAUUUGUGGUCAUUUGUAGAGAUAUUGCAAAAAAGACUGGCUACUUGGAUUGGCAAGCUCUUAAACUUUCAAGCUAGGUUAACUCUUAUUAAAUUUGUUCUUAGCAGCAUACCCUUGUAUAACAUGUCUAUAUAUAGAUGGCCAAAAAAGAUCAUUUUAGCUUGUGAAAGAAUUCUGAGAAAUUUCUUAUGGAGUGGGAAUGCUGAUGAAAAGAAAUAUAUCACUAUUGCUUGGGAUAAAGUUUGUGUUCCAUUGGAAGAGGGAGGUCUGGGAAUUAGAAAAUUUGAAGAUAUCAAUAAGGCCUUACUGAUGAAAUUAUUAUGGAGAAUUCUUAAAUCAAAUGAAGACUGGGCUAAUUUUUUCUUAGCCAAAUAUAAGGAUAAAAAUGGUUUAUGGAUUUCUUACUAUAAGCAAUCAUCUAUCUGUCCAGGUAUUAAAUGGGUUCUUCAAGAUUUUGAGGAAAACACAAGAUGGCUUGUUGGUAAUGGUGAGGAUAUCUCUCUUUGGAAUGACUCCUGGAUAUUGGAUGCAAGUAUUAGUAAAUACUUUCCUAGAAAUGAAUACAUUCAGCAGAACAUUAAUAUGAAGGUUAAACAGUUGAUUGUUAAUAAUUCAUGGAAUAUUCCUGAAGAAAUGCUCACUUUCUUUUCAACAGAUGAUCUCCCAUUACUUUCUUCUACUUCUGAUAAACUAGUGUGGACAGCAACUCAAGAUGGUGAAUUUUCAGUCUCUAGUGCUAUAAAUAUCAUCAAAAAGAAACGGCCUAAACUGAAGUGGUAUAAGAAAAUUUGGAACUCUUGCGUGCAUCCUUCUACUUCAAGUAAUAUCUGGAAAAUUACAAUGGGAGCUGGGAAUACUGAUGAAAAUGAUACUAAAAGAGGUAUGGUUAUUGCUUCCAGAUGCUUUCUUUGUCAUAAAAAUCAAGAUACCAUGAGUCAUAUUUUGUGGGAUUGCAACUAUGGCCAAAUUCUAUGGAAUUGGAUUGGUAAUAUCUUUGCUUUCAAAAACUCAAAAUCCUUUGAUGAUGUUAUCAAUCUCUGCAAGCAUAAGAGUUCAGUUGUUCAGGAAUUAUGGUAUAUAGCAGCUUUUAAUAUCAUGGUAGAUAUAUGGUUUACCAGGAAUAUAGUCUUCUUUGAUAAUAUCCUGCCUGACAGUGAAAAAACCAAAAUUAAGAUUUCUAGAAUGGUUCAUGAUUGUGAGAACAGACUUAAAGGUUUCAUGCAUAAUACAUCUUAUGACCUUCAGAUUCUUAAAUACUUUGAUAUAGGUUGUAGAAAAGUUAAAACUACAAAGGCUAUAAAAUGCUUUUUCUUACUUCCUGAACCAGAAAAUCUAUUAUUCUGUUGUGAUGGUGCUUCAAGAGGGAACCCUGGGAAUGCUGGGUAUGGGUUUAUUGUCAAAGAUAACAGUGGAAGUUUCAUAACAGCUGAAUCUGGUGGUUUGGGAAUUUCUACAAACUUUAUUGCUAAGAUUAUGGGGGCCUUAUGUGCUAUGGAAUGGGUUGUGUUAAAUCAAAAGGAGAAGAUUAUUAUUAACUCUGAUUCCACUGCUGCUAUUUCAGCUUUCAUGAAGAAUAAAUUAUCUUGGUUUGUAUGGAACAGAUGGAAGUUUGUUAGUGCAAAACUAAAACAUAUUCACUUUAACCAUGUCUACAGGGAAGUGAACUUUUCAGCAGCUUUUUUGCUAAAAAAGGUGUUCAUCUUCCAAAGGGACAGGUGA